GGCGGCGGCGGCGACGUGAGCGCGCAGGGGGGCGGCGGCCUCGCUUCGUCUCUCUCUCUGCGCCUGGGUCCGGUGGGUGACGCCAAGCGCGAAGAGAGAUGUCGGAUUUCGACAGUAACCCGUUUGCGGACCCGGAUCUCAACAACCCUUUCAAGGACCCAUCAGUUACACAAGUGACAAGAAAUGUUCCACCAGGACUUGAUGAAUAUAAUCCAUUCUCGGAUUCUAGAACACCUCCACCAGGCACUGUGAAAAUGCCUAAUGUACCUAGUACACAACCAGCAAUAAUGAAACCAACAGAGGAACAUCCAGCCUAUACACAGAUUGCAAAGGAACAUGCCUUGGCCCAAGCUGAACUUCUUAAGCGCCAAGAAGAACUAGAAAGAAAAGCAGCAGAAUUAGAUCGUCGAGAACGAGAAAUGCAAAAUCUCAGUCAACAUGGCAGAAAAAAUAAUUGGCCACCUCUUCCUGGCAAUUUUCCUGUGGGACCUUGUUUUUAUCAGGAUUUUUCUGUAGACAUUCCUGUAGAAUUCCAGAAGACAGUAAAGAUUAUGUACUACUUAUGGAUGUUCCACGCUGUAACACUGUUUCUAAAUAUCUUCGGAUGCUUGGCUUGGUUUUGUGUUGAUCCUACAAGAGGGGUUGAUUUUGGAUUGAGUAUCCUGUGGUUCUUGCUUUUUACUCCUUGUUCAUUUGUCUGUUGGUACAGACCACUUUACGGAGCUUUCAGGAGUGACAGUUCAUUCAGAUUCUUUGUAUUCUUCUUCGUCUAUAUUUGUCAGUUUGCUGUUCAUGUACUCCAAGCUGCAGGAUUUCAUAAUUGGGGUAACUGUGGUUGGAUUUCAUCCCUUACUGGUCUCAACCAAAGUAUUCCUGUUGGAAUUAUGAUGAUCAUCAUAGCAGCACUUUUCACAGCAUCAGCGGUCAUCUCGCUAGUUAUGUUUAAAAAGGUACAUGGACUAUACCGCACAACAGGUGCUAGUUUUGAGAAGGCCCAACAAGAAUUUGCAACAGGUGUGAUGUCCAACAAAACUGUCCAGACUGCAGCUGCAAAUGCAGCUUCAAGUGCAGCAACUAGUGCGGCUCAGAAUGCUUUCAAGGGUAACCAGAUAUAGCGAACCCUCCAACAAUACACUGGUACCUUCUGACUGUACUUUUUCUCCAGUUACUGUAUUCUAUAAAUAUUUUUAUGUUCAAAACACAGUACACCCAGCAUGUAUAUUUCCUGUUCACUUGUGCAUGGGCUAAAACCAGAACACUUCCUUACCUUAUUUACCUAGCAAUUUCUUAAUAUUUUGGUGCCCCUUGCAGAAAAAAAAAAAUCACAUGCUAAAUAAAUAUUCUCCAUAUUUUUUGGGGGAUGAAUGUUCAGCAAAUUAUUUCAGUGGUGACACACUGAAAUUAAUAUGGUACUUAUGAUUAAAAAUGCAUUUAGUACUAGCUGCAGUCAUUCUUUCAAAAAUCUUAGGCUUAAGGAUUACAUAUUGGAGCAUUAAAGCAAUGCUUCAUUCCAUUUUCCCCAUUUAUAUUCAAAGAAAUAGGCCAUCAGGGACUUAGGGAUUUUAAAAUUGGCUUGCUUUUUAGCAGUUUUAGUUACCAGUGAAGAGCCUGUGUGCAUUUCGUAGUAGAUAAUGUAAAUUUUAUCUUUUUCUUUUUGUUUUAUUUUUAUAGAGUAGUUGAUAUUUUCAUACCAAUCUCUGAUCUUGCAUGGACACCACAUUUCUUAAAAGAAUUAGUAUUUUGGCUUUUGCACUGCUUUUGGUUAUAGGAUUACAGAGUUGGUGGUAGAAUCAAAGAAGAGAUUUUCUGCAAUAGUUUCUUUUAAAUAAAAAUUUAUUGGGAUGCAAUAUGAGAACAUAAUAUGCAGUGCAUUAUCCAAAAGAGGGUAGGUAAUCAAUGGAAUAGAAUGUAGUGAUGAUAAUACCGUUGUUUUUUUUGUUUUGUUUUUUUAAUUUUCAGUAUUCGUAUCAUAGUAGAAUAUUACUGUAUGGAAACUUUGGUAUAUUCUUGUGGCUACUCAUUUUAAUUGAACUGAAAUUGUGUUUGGCAGCUUUUUUUGGGGGAGUGUGUGUGUGUAAUUUUUAACAGAGGUAUUAAAGACUAGACUAAUUCCUUGUCCAGAAAGAAUAUACAGUAUUUCAGGGAUUUUUCUUUUAGCUUCUCAUCUGUAGUGGGAUUAAAAAGAAAAAGAUGCUUUUGUUUCACAUGUACUUGAAUCCCUAAUGCACCUCAGUCUUUGAACUUUUAACACAGACUGAAUACAUUGAAGUUUUUCAGCAAUAGAAAAAAUAAAACAUAUAACUUGAACCAAGCAAGAAAAUACAGCUACAGUUAAAUGCAUUAAUUAUGACUGUGACCAUGUUGAAAUUGUUACUAUGCAGCCUAGGAGUUCAUUCUUAGAGUAUACUUGGUUUGAAACUUUGAAUCAUAUUUAAUACUGAUUAAAUGACGCAAAGACCUUUGAAAGUCAUUAUACUGUGUUUUGGAAGUCCUUAGCUAAUUUAAGAUUGCAGAAUAAUCAGUAGUGAUUUAUUCAACUUGAUAUUAAGUAAGGAUGGUCUAUUGGGUUAAAUUAUUUGAGACUGCAAAUAAUUUUUUUUUUUAAAUAAGAAUCAGAUGGGUAUAAAUGGUUAAAUCACUUGCAUUCUUUUCCCCAAAUCUGGAGGUAAAUGAAUUUUCAUACUGAGGGUGGGAUGAUGAAUUCUCACUAUUUAUAAGGGAAGCUUUGCGUGAUAGAGGUAACAUGGAUCCAUCUAGAUGGUGUUUACAUUUUAUUUAUUUGGGAUUUAUUCAAGUAAUAUGCUUGGAAGAUAUUUCUGUUAUUCUGAUUAAAAUAGGAUUCAGAAAAUGAAUUUAAAGUUGUUUUUAUGAAUGUUUCUGAUUACUAAUAAUAUCCCUACUUUGUCAAACAAAUAAGCCAGUUCAAGUUCUUCAGAUUCUGUAAUAUUACUGAAAAUCUAUUUUAUCACAGUGUGCUUUACUGAGUGUGUAUUUUACAGACAUCCAAAACAUUAACCACAAAAUACAACAGGAGCUCUUAUGCUCGUCAUUAAUUUACAUCUCAAGUCCAUUUCUUUUUUUCUUUUAACUACAAAUGAAUAUAGAGACUUGAAAAAUACUGACAUACUUUCCUUCAAGAAUAGGAAUUAUCUCUCUUUUGUAGAAAUCCCCAAAGGUAGCAUUGUUAAAUACCAUGUAACUAAAACUAACAGUACCUUUUUUGUGUGUGGAUGGGGAGAAUGUUCAAGAUCCAGUUAUUUGGGUUAAUAGAAGCUUAUGAGAGAAAAUUGUUUUCUAAAAACAUAAAUGUGGAUUAAAAUGAUGGCAAUACUAACAGUUUGGUAAGGCAUAGGGGCUUUAAAUUCUUAUUUUCUCUAUUCUCCUAACAAUAGUUGGUAAAUGGUCACAUUUUCCAGCAAAAGAUUGGCAUUUGUUAAUGUUUUAUAUUUAAUACUAAUGUGACCCACCCGGUAUCACAGUCAUGAAAUGGUUUUCCUGUUGUAAGCAUCCAUGUCAUUUUUCAGUUUGCAAUAUUAAUUUGUGGCUAUUUUACUUCAAACUAAAAUUUGAACACUGGAAAAUCAUUGCUCAGUGAUUUGUAAUUUGGGACUUGGAUUAUUUAUCUAGGGGUGUUUGUAUAUUUUGUCAAUGAGUAAUAUUGCGCUGCCAUCAUGAUGAGUGUCAUGGUUCUAUAUAAAUGCCCUCCAUCUGUCCCUCUAAUGUUGCAUGUUUUCAGUGGUUUGGAAGUUUUGUAUAUUUAUUGUAUUAACACAGAGUGUCAUAAAAUAAAAUGCUGUUUACUGGAUGUUAGUUUGUCUAAUUUUAAACACUAUAUUAGCAUUUCAGAGGUAGAGAUUAUGCUGUCAGUUUAAUGUAUAUAGACAUUUCACAUUUGAUUUUUAAGAAAUCUCUGUAUAAUUCUAACAUGUGCUGAAAAAAUAAAUAACAAAAGACUUCGUUAAAAACUCUCAGUAACAUAAAAUGACAAUUUUUCUGUUGCAUUAGAACUGUUAGGUGGUGGAACAUGAACUUCACUCACAUUUUGAUCACUUUAAGGUCAAAAUACACAUACUAUCUAGAAGUUAGUGAGAUUCAAAAUGGAAGCCCUGCUUUGUGGCUCAGGUUUUUCCUUGUGGGUUAAAAUGGAUGCUUCUGUACUGGUAUUGUAUUGAUUAGAUUGAACUUGUGUUCUGUUUCCUAACCUACCUACCUUUGUUUUGUGUGCUGAUGAAAGUAUCUGUUUGUGUAUUGUUGGAUUUUUCACUUGGUAAUCUAAGGAGGAUGUAAAAAUCUAAAAUGUUCAUGGUGAAUCUUACUCUGAGAAAUACAUGUUAAAAUAGGAACAGCAUUUUUAAUAUUCUGGGUAUUACCUAAAAAGUGAGUUUGGAUUUUUCAUUGGAUAUGUUGUCUUCUGUAAAUCAUGUUGAGAUAAUAUAUGGUUCACGUUUUAGAGGAGAUUUAUGUUAAAUUGAGUGUAUUUUCUGUAAUUUAUUUGUACUAGGAUAAUGCUUUUACAGUUACUGCUAUAUCUUUUUCUGAAAAUGCUGACAUAAUAACAUUUAAUUUUAUAUCUUUAUUGUUAAAAAUCUGUUUAGACUGUUUAUAUAUAGAGUUUGUUACAGUUUUGCACAUAUUCUCCCCUGUUAGAAUUACCACGGCUGUCAGACACCAUUGCAAUGUAUCUCCUUCCGUUUUUCCUGUAAGGAAUAUGUUGAGAGGGGUUUUUUGAUUCCAUGUAAUUAAAAACUUUUCAAGUUAAAUAAAAGUGGUUAAUGUAAAAAUAA
This is a messenger RNA of Hyaena hyaena (striped hyena), 4784 nucleotides long. RefSeq names its product secretory carrier membrane protein 1 (gene SCAMP1). Gene Ontology annotation, biological process: protein transport. Bases 99 to 1115 code for a protein of 338 amino acids. The transcript is spliced from 9 exons. Gene Ontology annotation, cellular component: recycling endosome membrane; trans-Golgi network membrane. NCBI's taxonomy places the organism in Eukaryota, Metazoa, Chordata, Mammalia, Carnivora, Hyaenidae. The record is from RefSeq and is a predicted model, not a curated record.